Cervus elaphus (red deer) is the source of this 3372-nucleotide messenger RNA. RefSeq names its product EF-hand and coiled-coil domain containing 1 (gene EFCC1). Gene Ontology annotation, molecular function: calcium ion binding. The record is from RefSeq and is a predicted model, not a curated record. Bases 47 to 1840 code for a protein of 597 amino acids. NCBI's taxonomy places the organism in Eukaryota, Metazoa, Chordata, Mammalia, Artiodactyla, Cervidae. The transcript has 9 exons.
GCGCUCCGGCGCGCUGGAGCCCAGCGGCCCGGGCGCGGAAGCCGGCAUGGAAGGCGCGGCGAGUGACCCGUACCGGCGGCCCGCGCGGCGCACGCAGUGGCUCCUGAGCGCCCUGGCGCACCACUACGGGCUGGACCGCGGCGUGGAGAACGAGAUCGUGGUGCUGGCCACCGGCCUGGACCAGUAUCUGCAGGAGGUCUUCCACCACCUGGACUGCCGAGGGGCCGGCCGCUUGCCCCGAGCCGACUUCCGCGCGCUCUGCGCGGUGCUGGGGCUGAGCGUCGAGGGGGCAGCCGCCCCCGGGGAGGCCUCCGGGGAUACGGCCGCCGGAGACACGAACUCUGGGGACGUGAUCGCCGGGGACGCGGCCGCUGAGGAGGCCGCCGACGGGGACGAGGAUGCCGAGGAGGAGGCGCGCCUGGCGCUGCGCGCGGAGCCGCCCGAGCUCACCUUCCGCCAGUUCCACGCGCGCCUCUGCGGCUACUUCGGCACCCGCGCCGGGCCCCGUCUGCCCCGCGGCGCUCUGAGCGAGCACAUCGAGACGCAGAUCCGCCUGCGCCGCCCGCGCCGCCGCCGCCGCCGAGCUGCCCGGCCGGCCGGCCCCGACGGUGGCCCGGACGGCGAGCGCCUGGCGCGGCUGGAGGAGGAAAACAGCAACCUGCGCGAGCUGGUGGAGGACCUGCGGGCCGCACUGCAGAGCAGUGACGCGCGCUGCCUGGCGCUGCAGGUCGGCCUCUGGAAGAGCCAGGCGGGCGCCCAGGAGGCGGCGCGCGGCGAGCCCGAGGCGGCGGCGCGGGAGCUGCGGCAGGCGCGGGGCGCGCUGGCGGCGGCCGAGGCUGACGCAGGUCGGCUGCGCCGGGGCCAGGCCGAGGUGCGGCGGCGCGCGGAGAAGGCCCGGGAGGCGGUGCUCCGCAGCCUGGGGCGCGUCCGCGAGCUCGAGGCGCUGGCGCGCCAGGUGCCCGGCCUGCAGCGCGGGCUGCAGCGGCUGGAGGGGGAGCUGCGGCGCUACAGGUCAGAGGGCACCCAGCUCCCAAGCUCACCACGAGCCAGCCCAGAGCCAGACACCAAGAGUAGUGAAGCUGAGGAUGGUGGGACCAGAGGCCCAGACCCCCCUCCAGAGGGAGCCUGGGGGUCCAACAGCAGCCCGGCGAGCAGACCCCCGGACCAAGCCCGUGCUUCUCCAGGGCUGGACGAGCAGCUGUUCCGCUCGGUGGAGGGCCAGGCCGCCUCUGACGAGGACGACGACCGCGAGAAGUGGCAGGAGGCGCAGCGGCCGCCGGCCGAGGUCACGGCGCUGCUGUCUGUUCUCUCCGGCUGCGGGAGGGGGUGCGAUGACCGGACGGCCAAGAAGCUCAUGACUCACUUCAGCCACUUGGGCAGUGCCAACCACACCCGCGCCCUGGGGGAGCUGGAGGCCUGUGUCACCAUGCUGGUGGAGCAGCUGGGGUCCCAGGGCUGCGAUCCAAAGACUCUGAGGACGCCUGAGGAGGAGGCGGAGCUGCAGCGGAAGGUGGGCGAGAAUGAGGACCUGCGGCAGGAGCUGCAGAUGGUGGAGACAGAGAGGGUGCGGCUGUCCCUGCUGGAGGAGAAGCUGGAGGACGUGCUGGGACUCCUGCAGAGGCUCCGCGACCUGAACAUAUCGAAAAAAGCCCUGGGGAAGAUUUUGCUGAGCACACUGGACGCUUGCAGGGACAUCGCACAUGAGGGGACGUCUGGCGCCUCGGCCGUGCUGGACACGCUGCACCGAGCUCUGGCUGGCUGUGAGCUCCUGCACAGAGAGCCCGCGGCCCCUGCCUCCGCAGGCCCGGCCCUCACCCACUCCUGCCUCAUCUCCUGCUGAGGCUGCUGGCCCGGCCUGUGGGCAGCCUGGCCACCAUCACAUCCUCAGAACCCUGGGGUCACUGGCUCCUUCUGAGACCGGUCCAAGCUCAGAGCCCGGCAGCCACGCCUUCCCUGGGCUCCUCAUUCCUGGCCUACAUUCCUGCGGCCAGCAUCCACGUGGCCGAUGGUUGCUGGAUCAGCCUGUACCUGCUGCCAGCCCCCUGCCCUUGGAGUCGAGGUGCCUGCUUUUCUGCCCGGUUCAGCCCAGAAUCCCUUCCCUGGGCUCCCAGGAUCUCUCCCCUUCCCAGCAGUGUCCUCUCCGUCCACACAGCGUGACUGCUCCAGGAACCUCAUGCCCCACACUCCGCUGAGGACACCACCCCUGCCCCCGGAAGUGCUGACGGCUGGACACCGGCCUGGGGGAACUCCCAGGGAGGAGCCAGUGAUCACAGCAGGCUUCCUGGUGGAGGUGGCCUUGAACUAGCUCUAGAAGAGCAGUUAGAUUUAGAUGGGCAGAGAGGAGGGAAGGGCAUUUAAUCCAAGGGAACAGGGAGCGCCCAAGUGUGCUGCCGUAAAGCGCCCCAUGAGUACAAACCCCAGAGCCCCUCUUUCCUGAGCACCCAGUAGGUACCGGGCCCCACGGGUCACAGGCAGCAGCAAGACAAGCUGCCUGGUUCAUCAACCUUAAACCCUCGUGGGAGAGAAAGACACGCUGGCGAGCACCGCAGGGCAUGUGGAAUCAGUGCUAAACUGCGGCUGACGAGAGGGGCCAGAGUCCAGACGAGAGGGGCCAGUCCGAGCCUAGGAGGACGGAGCCCUGCAGAGGGCCGAGCGAGGGCAGGCGCCCGGCAGGGACGGGCGGGGGAUGGGGCCCUGAUGACGCCAUCUCCCAGGCAACGGGCGCCUUGCAGGGGUGCUGCCCUGCCUCCCGGAGGUGAGGGGGAGGUAGCAGACGGGAGGAGGCAGGACUUGGGAGCAAGGGCCACCCGGGGGACACAGGAGAGGGGCCACGGGGAAAGGAGGACCCGGGGGUCCAGCAGGCAGUCCCGGGGGGGCCGCAGGACAACAGUCUACUCUGUGGAGUAAGAUCCAUGGGAGUGGGCGUUCCCCUCAAAACCUCAGCUUUACUGCAUGUCAACGAAAAAUAAAAGGGGCAGGGACUUCCCUGCCAUCCAGUGGUUAAGAAUCCGCCUUCCAACACAGGGGACGUGGGUUCGAUCCCUGGUUGGGGAACUAAGAUCCCAAAUGCCACAGCUAAGCCCACAAGCCGCAAACCAGUGAGUUCAUAAACCGCAGCCAAAGAGCCCGCGUGACACGGUGAAGACCCUGCGUGCCGCCGCUGAGACCCGAAGCAAGCAGAGAAACACUGUAUUUUAAAAAUAAUGAUAGUGAUACUAAACGGGACCAGAAGAGACGUUCCUGAAGCAGCCCCCGCCCCUGCUCUGGCCCCUGGAAUCGGCCGACAGCAGGCGGGCAGGGUUCCUGUAGAUUCCAACCACACUAAGGUUCACCCUCGGGAGCUUCCUAAUAAAACUCUUCUCUGACCUCGGC